Messenger RNA from Phyllopteryx taeniolatus (common seadragon), 7483 nucleotides. RefSeq names its product dynein, axonemal, light chain 1 (gene dnal1). Gene Ontology annotation, molecular function: protein kinase binding. Lineage: Eukaryota; Metazoa; Chordata; Actinopteri; Syngnathiformes; Syngnathidae. Gene Ontology annotation, cellular component: cytoplasm. The record is from RefSeq and is a predicted model, not a curated record. The transcript is spliced from 8 exons. The coding region runs from base 113 to 685 and encodes 190 amino acids.
GCGGAUAACCGUUUGACCUCACAUACAACGCUGUUGUCCAAUCGGCGAUUCUGCGCAUGCGCAGAUUGUUUGUUUCCUGGUCGGCUCAUAGCAACCGGAGCAGCCUAUCAAAAUGGUGGGAAAAGGAACAACAAUAAAAGAAGCACUGGCCAAAUGGGAGGAGAAGACCGGGGAAAAGUGCAGCGAGGCCACAGUUGUAAAGCUCAUUUGUCAGAUUCCCCCGAUUGAAAAAUUGGAUUCCACUCUUGCCAAAAUCCCCAAUUGCGAAAAGCUGUGUCUGUCCACAAACUGCAUUGACAAAAUAACCAAUCUAGGGGAACUGAAAAACUUGAAAAUUUUGUCAUUGGGUAGAAAUAAUAUCAAGGCCUUUACUGGCCUGGAUGCAGUUGGCGACACAUUAGAAGAGUUGUGGAUCUCUUAUAACCUGAUAGAGAAAAUGAAAGGUGUUCAUUUGAUGAAAAAACUAAGGAUUCUCUAUAUGUCUAACAACCUAGUCAAAGAUUGGGGAGAGUUUUCAAAGCUGGCUGAUCUACCAUGCCUUGAAGAUCUGGUGUUUGUGGGAAAUCCUCUAGAAGAGAAAGCUGAAGCAUCUUGGUCCAUUGAAGCUCCUAAAAGGGUACCCAGACUGAAAAAACUGGAUGGGCAUCCAGUCAUUAAAAGAGCUGAAGAUGAAGACGGCGGCUGAUAGGCUUUAGUACUGCAUUGCCGGAAAACUACAUUUUCUUUGGAAGGCAUCUUUUUGAAAUUUUUCACAAAUCUGAUGUGCUAUACCAGUCCCGCAGCGUGAUGCUACUGUCAGUAUCAUUUGAAUAGUUAUCUGGUUGAAGGCAUUCAAUAGCUUUAUCCUUUUCAACAGGUCCAUGUAUAUUGUGGUCAAACUGACUAUAAAACAUACCCCGAGAAAGCAAAGCAAAAAAGACUUAUUUAUAUAGCGCAUUUCAUACACAAGGUUACUCUAUGUGCUCUACAUUAUUAAAAACAUUUAAAAACAAAGAAAAAAAAACAGCUUAUAAACAUUUAAAACAAAGAGAAAAAUAAAUAAAAGUACAAUCAGAAACAUGCUAUGCAAUUGGCUGGCGUCCGGUUCAGGGUGUACUCAGCCUCCCGCCCGAAGAUAGCUGGGAUAGGCUCCAGCUGCCCGCGACCCUAGUGAGGAUAAGCGGUAAAGAAAAUGGAUGGACGGAUGGACAAUUAAAACAGCCUACAGUGCAAUAAAUAUCAUUUAAAAGUGGAAAUGCUCUAAAAAGCAUGAGAAAAAAAGAAGAGUUUUUAACCUGGAUUUAAAAACAUUCACACUUGGGGCUGAUGUCACUUCUGUUGGCAACUUAUUCCAUUUGCGUGCAGCAUAAUAGCCAAAUGCUGCUUGUUUGCUUUGCUCUGUGCUCCACUAUUUGACCUGAGCCUGUUGAUCUCAGAGCACUACUGGGUUUAUAUUCCAUUAGAAUUGGAGUAAUAUUCUCUGACCUCUUUGUUCUGGUCAGAACCCGAGCUGCAGCUGUUUAAUGCUCUUUUUGGGGAGUCCAGUCAGAAGACCAUUACAAUAGUCAAGUCUACUUGAGAUAAAAGCAUGGAUGAGCUUCUCCUGGUUUGCUUGACACAUGCAAGCCUUCACUCUGGAUAUGUUCUUCAGAUAUUAGAAGGCAGUUUGAGUAAUUGAUUUUAUAUGACUGUAGAAAGUCAGGUCGGAAUCGAUCAGAACACCAAGACUUCGGACUUGGUCUUUGGUUUUUAAAGAGUGUGACUCCAGGUAUUUACUAACAGCAAUCCUCUUCUCUUUAUUGUCAAAAACAAUUAUCUCAGUUUUGUUGUGGUUUAAUCGAUGAAAAUUUUGGCUCAUCCAGAUAUUUAUCUGUUUAAGACAGUGACAGAACACCGUAAUUGAACUGUAGUCAUCUGGAGACACUGCUAGCUAUAACUGUGUGUCAUCUGCAUAGCUAUCCAUGUUCUUUUUUUUUAUGUGUUCAAAAGUCUUAACUAUGAGUAUUGUCAAGAUCUCAGAUUGCACCACAAGGAGGCGAUUCGAGGUCCAUCCAUCCAUCCAUUUUCUGAGCCGCUUCUCCUCACAAGGGUCGUGGGCGUGCUGGAGCCUAUCCCAGCUAUCAUCGGGCAGGAGGCGGGGUGCACCCUGAACUAUUCAACUCCAAUUGCAAACAGGGAACGUACCUAAGAAUCCAACCUUUGGCUGUAGCUACCAAAUCCUCCAUGUAGUCUUGGCAUUUCCCUUAAUCCAUUUUCUAUACCGCUUAUCUGGGCGACAUUGAAUCUGGAAUCUAUCCCAGUUUAAUUUAACAAGGGUACUGUUCCACAAGAACAACAAAAGAGGGAUGCUUCUUAUUUUUGAAAUGAUCCAUGUAUAGACUGCAACUGGGAAAUGUGCAGUGGACUUUGCAGCACUAUGUGCAUUUUCACCAACUGUUUCUCCUCCAGUGACUUACCUAAAAGCAUGUACUGAGUACCUUUGCUCAUUUGUGGUAUUCUAGAUUGGCAGUAUUCAGUAUUCAUAGUUGUGAAUGGUGGUGUAAAUUGUUGUUUGGUUUGAUCAUACUGUAUGUGGGUCAAGGCAGGUGAGUGAAAUACUUUUGGCAAUAUAGUGUACCUGCUUACCAAGCGAUAACAUUCUAGCACAUAAACCACUCCCAAAUUGAACUUUCUUCCUGAGAUGUAGCAGUGCUAACGAAAGCGUCGGCCUCCUUUUAUUUGAUGGGGACUCUGAAUACAAAACCUUCUGGGGAAGACUUUCCAUUUUAAUUUUGGUGAAUAACAGUUUCACCCAUAAGGCACUGAAUAUCAGUUGAUAUACUCUAUGCUUGCAUUGUACAAUGGAUAUGAUAGUUGCCCUCUUUUUCUAUUGUUUCCAGGGCAACCAGUCAUUAAAAGAGCUGAAGAUGAAGACGGCGGCUGAUAGGCUUUAGUACUGCAUUGCCGGAAAACUACAUUUUCUUUGGAAGGCAUCUUUUUGAAAUUUGCCACAAAUCUGAUGUGCUAUACCAGUCCCGCAACGUGAUGCUACUGUCAGUAUCAUUCGAAUAGUUAUCUGGUUGAAGGCAUUCAAUAGCUUUAUCCUUUUCAACAGGUCCAUGUAUAUUGUGGUCAAACUGACUAUAAAACAUUCCCCGAGAAAGCAAAGCAAAACAUAUUUAUUUAUAUAGCGCAUUUCAUACACAAGGUUACUCUAUGUGCUUUACAUUAUUAAAAGCAUUUAAAAUUGCGGCACGGUGGCCGACUGGUUAGAGCGUCAGCCUCACAGUUCUGAGGACCCGGGUUCAAUCCCUGGCCCCGCCUGUGUGGAGUUUGCAUGUUCUCCCCGUGCAUGCGUGGGUUUUCUCCGGGCACUACGGUUUCCUCCCACAUCCCAAAAACAUGCAUUAAUUGGAGACUCUAAAUUGCCCAUAGGUGUGACUGUGAGUGCGAAUGGUUGUUUGUUUGUAUGUGCCCUGCGAUUGGCUGGCAACCAGUUCAGAGUGUACCCUGCCUCCUGCCCGAUGAUGGCUGGGAUAGGCUCCUGCACGCCCGCGACCCUAGUGAGGAGAAGCGGUUCAGAAAAUGGAUGGAUGGAUGGAAGGCAUUUAAAAUCAAAGGAAAAAAAACAGCUUAUAAACAUUUAAAACAAAGAGAAAAAUAAAUAAAAGUACAAUUAGAAACAUGCCCUGCAAAUGGCUGGCGUCCGGUUCAGGGUGGACUCAGCCUCCCGCCUGAAGAUAGCUGGGAUAGGCUCCAGCAACCCGCGACCCUAGUGAGGAUAAGCGGUAAAGAAAAUGGAUGGAUGGACAAUUAAAACAGCCUACAGUGCAAUAAAUAUCAUUUAAAAGUGGAAAUGCUCUAAAAAGCAUGAGAAAAAAAGAAGAGUUUUUAACCUGGACUUAAAAACAUUCACACUUGGGGCUGAUGUCACUUCUAUUGGCAACUUAUUCCAUUUGCGUGCAGCAUAAUAGCCAAAUGCUGCUUGUUUGCUUUGCUCUGUGCUCCACUAUUUGACCUGAGCCUGUUGAUCUCAGAGCCCUACUGGGUUUAUAUUCCAUUAGAAUUGGAGUAAUAUUCUCUGACCUCUUUGUUCUGGUCAGAACCCGAGCUGCAGCAUUCUGAAUGAGCUGCAGCUGUUUAAUGCUCUUUUUGGGGAGUCCAGUCAGAAGACCAUUACCAUGGAUGAGCUUCUCCUGGUCUGCUUGACACAUGCAAGCCUUCACUCUGGAUAUGUUCUUCAGAUAGUAGAAGGCAGUUUGGGUAAUUGAUUUGAUAUGACUGUUGAAAGUCAGGUCGGAAUCGAUCAGAACACCAAGAUUUCGGACUUGGUCUUUGGUUUUUAAAGAGAGUGACUCCAGAUAUUUACUAACAGCAAUCCUCUGUUCUUUAUUGCCAAAAACAAUUGUCUCUGUAUUGUUGUGGUUUAAUUGAAGAAGAUUUUGGCUCAUCCAGUUAUUAUUUAUCUGUUUUAGACAGUGACACAACACCUCAAUUGAACUGUAGUCAUCUGGAGGCACUGCUAGAUAUAACUGUAUCAUGUGCAUAGCUAUGAUAGUCAAAAUUAAAGUUCUGAAGAAUUUAACCCAAGGGUAGCAUAUACAGGCUGAACAGGAGGGGUUCAAGAACUGAACCUUGAGGGACCCCAUAAGCCAUUGCCAUUCGAUGAGCUUGAACAUUUCCAAUGGUUACAAAAUAACUCCUUUCCUCCAGGUAGGACCUGAACCAGUUAAGGGCUGUUUCAUUUAGUCCUCCCCACGUUUCCAACCUGUUCAGCACUAUAUUAUGAUCUACCGUAUCAAAAGCCGCACUGAGGUCCAACAAGACAAGAAUUGACACCUUUCUCAAGUCAGUAUUCAACCUUAUAUCAUUUAGCACUUUGAUAAGAGCAGAUUCUGUGCUGUGAUGAGUUGGGAAACCUGAUUGAAAUUUGUCAAAAAGUCCAUUUCUGUUCAAGAAAUUGCUGAGUUGAUGAAAAAUAACUUUCUCAACCAUCUUGGCUAUAAAAGGGAGAUUUUACGAUGGGUCUAUAGCUUGCUAACAUGGAAGAGACUUAAUGGCAUGGAAGAGGCUUAAUGGCAGCUACUUUAAGAGCUUUAGGAAACUCGCCUGACUGAAGUGAACAAUUGAUUAUUUGCUGCAAUUCAGCUAGCACAGGCUUCGCAAUAGCUUUGAAAAAGUCAGAUGGUAUUGAGUCAAGACAGCUUGAUGGUUUCAGUUGCUGAACCGUGUUCUCUACAGUUUUAUGGUCAACUGUCAAAUUCGGACAUGGUAAAAAGAGUUUUUCCUGGGUGGCUUCAGAUGAAGUAUAAUUUUAUCAUUUUGCUGAUUUGUGCUCAUAUUUAAGAUGAUGGAUUGUGUUUUUUCACUAAAAUAACAAGCAAAUUCAUUGCAUUUAUCAGCUGUUAGGAGUUCUGGAGCUAUCUGAUUCCAGGUGAAAUUAUCCAAAAGUUCAUCAACUGUUUCAAGAUUCACAGUUUGUGGCACAGUCUUCAUAAACUUAGUGGCGGUAGUCUCAUUUAUGUACCUUUUCUCAAAAGAAUACACAAAAAUGGUCAGAAAUAGCCAUAUCCUAAGGUCAAUUGAUAGAAUUUCAACAUCCUUCGAGAUGACCAGGUCUAAGAUGUGACCUUGAGUGUGGGUAGGACUUAUGUUGAGAGAGGUCAAACGUGUCUAGUAUAGCAGAGAGUUCUUCAGAUUUUUUUUCAUGUUAUUGUCAAAAUGAAUGUUAAAGUCUCCCUUUAUGACAAAAUAGUUGUCGUCAGUACAAAUAACUGACAGCAGUUCUGAAAAAUCCUCUAAAUUUUCCAUUGAAUAUUGGAGGACUAUAAAUUAUUCAAACAAUAACCUUUGGGUCACCUUUAACUAAAAAAACAGAGCAAUUCAAAAGAGCUAAAAUCACCCAGUAUAAUUUCUUGACACUGAAAUAAUGACUUAAAAAUAACAGCAAUACCACCGCCUUUUUUUCCUUAUUUGACACUUGUUCAUAAAAUUUAAAUUUCCUGGUGUUGCCUCAUGUAAAAUGGUAUUACAGCUUCUUUCUGUUAACCACGUUUCAUUUAAUAACUAAGUCGAGAUGACAGGUUGCAAUGAUGUCAUUAAUCAACAUUGAUUUAUUACCCAUGAAAAAUGGGAUGAAAAAUGCCUAAUCUCCAUAGGGGUCUGGCUUAUUCUUGGAAAGACCUCGUAGCUAUCAGUUAGAUUCGCAGAUAAUAUUCUUCAUGGGUGGAGGAGAGACCCUUUGCAUCUUAGUGGACGGUGGUUUCAGGCGAGGGUGGAUGGGAGGAAGAUCUUGGCGUGGUGUGGGCUUGACUCCAAUAUUGACAAUAGCCUUCACCCUGUCUGUCAGACCUAACAUGGCAUUUAGGCUGUUUUGCGUUGGGCUUUGCUUAAAAGGGACAGGGAGGGGUGUGGGAGAUUGAAAGUCCUGCCUCAUCUCAUUUCAUUCCUCCGAUUGGUUGAGUGACGCUGAUAAAUCCAUCUGCUCCUCGUGUCGCCUUAUCUCUUGUUCCUCCGAUUGUUUGGGAACAACUGCAUCCUUUUGUCCUUCAGCCGUGUCAACAAAGCCAGUGUUUUCCUUUCGGGCCGCUGAAUGACGUACACAGCAAAAAAGCAGAAAUUGUCAAUGAAAUGCACGGGUAGUGCAGUACACACAUCUUUGAGCCACUUACUUAAUUGACUGAGCCUACUGAAACGUUCAUCUCCAAUUUGUACCGCUGGGAGUGGUCCACUUAUGAAAACCUCAGCAUCCAAACAUUGCACACUUCCGUACCUCUGAUUGCUGCUUGACAACAUCCAGGGCCCCUGUGUGUACAAUGACCGAUUUCACAGUUGGGUGCUGAUUAGUGAUCUCCAGGUUUUGUUUUUGAGAUAUCAAGACAUGAUGUCAUUGGUGUAACAUAGUACUUGGAAGUAUCUUCCAAGUCAGCUAUAAAGUUCAGUCCAGCAUAAUGGUGUCAGUUUUGUAAGUGCUUGGAAAACCAGUACUUCUAAGAAGUAGUACAACUGAAAAGAGGGUCUGCAUUGCAGAACUACAUGCUUCUCUUUGUUCCUCUAGUUGAGUCCCGUGGCACCCUACGAUGAGAGAUCAUCAGGGGUGUUGCGGGAAAUGAUCGAUUUUUACAAAAUUUAUUUGUCAACAAUGUUUAGUGACAGGGAAAACAAUAAAGCGUUCUUCAAUUGGAUGGCAGAAGGUGCAAUAACUGUGCAUCCACCUGAUGCCAUUCACGCUACAGAAGAAGGCAUGGCUUCCUGCGAGUAUAUUAGCUUAAACAGGCCCAGAUUGCACACUGAGUAAAACAAUUUGUGGUUAAAUUUAUAUGAGGUCAUCUUUAUUUCAGUUUUCAUACUUUUUUGUGACAUUUUUUUGUUUGGUGCUGUGCUGUUAGAUUCUUCUAAUGUAAAAUGGGUGCUAUCCUUUUCCAAUAUUAUACCACAGUAUUAAGACAACUAAAACAAAACAAUUACCUGAAAUACCUUCAUGCAUACCUUCAUUUCAAGAUACAAUAAAAUAAUUUCACUUCCA